GCGGCAGCGCGGGGCCAGGCCCGGGGCUCGCCGCCGAGGGAUGUUUCAGAAGCAGGCGAGGGAACAAGAUGUGAACUGUUGCUCUUCGGAAGAAAAAGGUCCCCGCUGCCCUUCCCGCGAAGGCAAAUGUUCCGGAAAAACUCUGCAUGGGAAUGGCUUGCCUUACCAUGACGGAAAUGGAAGGAGUAUCUGUAUCUCCUGUACAUCAGAAUGGUGAUAUUCCUGGAAAUGCUAAUUCUGUGAAGCAAAUAGAUCCACUCCUACAGGUGUAUCUUUAUCAUUCUCUUGAGAAGGCUGAUGGAGAAUAUCUGAAGUUUCCAACUGGGGAGUAUGUUGCAGAAGAAAUUUGUGUUGCUGCUUCUAAAGCUUGUGGAAUCACGCCCGUGUAUCAUAGUAUGUUUGCUUUAAUGAGUGAAACCGAAAGGACCUGGUAUCCGCCCAACCAUGUCUUCCAUGUAGAUGAAUCAACCAGGCACAACGUACUCUACAGAAUAAGAUUUUACUUUCCUUACUGGUAUUGUAAUGGCAGCAACAGAACCUAUCGGCAUGGAGUGUCUCGAGGUGCUGAAGCUCCUCUUCUUGAUGACUUUGUCAUGUCUUACCUUUUUGCUCAGUGGCGGCAUGAUUUUUUACAUGGAUGGAUAAAAAUACCGGUGACUCAUGAAACGCAGGAAGAAUGUCUUGGAAUGGCAGUGUUAGAUAUGAUGAGACUAGCCAAAGAGAAGGAUCAAACCCCAUUGGACAUCUAUAGCUCUAUCAGCUACAAGACAUUCUUACCAAAAUGUGUUCGAGCAAAGAUCCAAGACUAUCAUAUUUUGACAAGGAAGAGAAUAAGGUAUAGAUUUCGCAGAUUUAUUGAGCAGUUCAGCCAUUGCAAAGCCACUGCCAGAAACUUGAAACUUAAGUAUCUUAUAAAUCUGGAAACACUUCAGUCUGCCUUCUACACAGAGCAAUUUGAAGUAAAAGAACCUGGAAGAGGUCCUUCAGGUGAGGAGAUUUUUGCAACCAUUGUAAUAACUGGAAACGGUGGAAUUCAGUGGUCAAGAGGGAAACAUAAAGAAAGUGAGACACUGACAGAACAGGAUUUACAGUUAUAUUGUGACUUUCCUGAUAUCAUUGAUGUGACUAUUAAACAAGGAAACCAAGAGGGCUCAAAUGAAAGUAGAAUUGUAACUAUCCAUAAGCAAGAUGGUAAAAAUCUGGAAAUUGAACUAAGCUCAUUAAGAGAAGCUUUAUCCUUUGUGUCAUUAAUUGAUGGCUAUUACAGAUUAACCGCGGAUGCACAUCAUUACCUCUGUAAAGAAGUAGCUCCUCCGAUGGUGCUUGAAAAUAUACAAAGCAACUGUCAUGGCCCGAUUUUAAUGGAUUUUGCCAUCAGUAAACUGAAGAAAGCAGGUAAUCAGACUGGACUCUAUGUACUUCGAUGCAGUCCUAAGGACUUUAAUAAAUAUUUUCUGACUUUUGCUGUCGAGCGAGAUAAUGUCAUCGAAUAUAAGCAUUGUUUGAUUACAAAAAAUGAGAAUGGAGAAUACAACCUCAGUGGGACCAAGAAGAACUUCAGUAAUCUUAAAGAUCUUUUGAAUUGCUACCAGAUGGAAACUGUUCGCUCAGACAGUAUAAUUUUCCAGUUUACUAAAUGCUGCCCCCCAAAGUUGAAAGAUAAAUCAAAUCUUCUAGUCUUUAGAACCAAUGGCGUUUCUGAUGUACCAACAUCACCAACAUUACAGAGGCAUAAUAAUGUGAACCAAAUGGUGUUUCACAAAAUCAGAAAUGAAGAUUUGAUAUUUAAUGAAAGCCUUGGGCAAGGCACUUUUACAAAAAUUUUUAAAGGUGUAAGAAGAGAAGUAGGAGACUAUGGUCAACUGCAUGAAACAGAAGUUCUUUUAAAAGUUCUGGAUAAAGCACACAGAAACUAUUCAGAGUCUUUCUUUGAAGCAGCAAGCAUGAUGAGCCAGCUUUCUCACAAGCACUUGGUUUUAAAUUAUGGAGUAUGUGUCUGUGGAGAGGAAAAUAUUCUGGUUCAGGAGUUUGUAAAAUUUGGAUCAUUAGAUACAUACCUGAAAAAGAAUAAAAAUUCUAUAAGUAUAUUAUGGAAACUUGAAGUGGCUAAACAGUUGGCAUGGGCCAUGCAUUUUCUAGAAGAAAAAGCCCUUAUUCAUGGGAAUGUGUGUGCCAAAAAUAUUCUGCUUAUCAGAGAAGAAGACAGAAAGACAGGAAAUCCUCCUUUCAUCAAACUUAGUGAUCCUGGCAUUAGUAUUACAGUUUUGCCAAAGGACAUUCUUCAGGAGAGAAUACCAUGGGUACCACCUGAAUGCAUUGAAAAUCCUAAAAAUCUAAACUUGGCAACAGACAAAUGGAGUUUUGGUACCACUUUGUGGGAAAUCUGCAGUGGAGGAGACAAGCCUCUGAGUGCUUUGGAUUCUCAAAGAAAGCUCCAGUUUUAUGAAGAUAGGCACCAGCUUCCUGCACCAAAGUGGACAGAAUUAGCAAAUCUUAUUAAUAAUUGUAUGGAUUAUGAACCAGAUUUUAGACCUUCUUUCAGAGCCAUCAUACGAGAUCUUAAUAGUUUGUUUACUCCAGAUUACGAGCUAUUAACAGAAAAUGACAUGUUGCCAAAUAGGAUAGGCACCCUUGGGUUUUCUGGAGCUUUUGAAGACCGAGACCCGACACAGUUUGAAGAGAGACACUUGAAAUUUCUACAGCAGCUUGGCAAGGGCAAUUUUGGCAGUGUGGAGAUGUGCCGGUAUGACCCUCUACAAGAUAACACUGGGGAGGUGGUGGCCGUGAAGAAGCUCCAGCACAGUACUGAGGAGCACCUGAGAGACUUUGAAAGAGAAAUUGAAAUCCUUAAAUCCCUGCAGCAUGACAACAUUGUCAAGUACAAGGGAGUGUGCUACAGUGCUGGCCGGCGUAAUUUAAGAUUAAUUAUGGAAUAUUUACCAUAUGGAAGUUUACGAGAUUAUCUCCAAAAACAUAAAGAACGGAUAGAUCAUAAAAAACUUCUGCAGUAUACAUCUCAGAUAUGCAAGGGCAUGGAGUAUCUUGGUACAAAAAGGUAUAUCCACAGGGAUCUGGCAACAAGGAAUAUAUUGGUGGAGAAUGAAAACAGGGUUAAAAUUGGAGAUUUUGGUUUAACCAAAGUCUUGCCACAAGACAAAGAAUACUACAAAGUGAAAGAACCUGGUGAAAGUCCCAUAUUCUGGAUGAGAAAUUAAAGAAGUUAAAUGGAAUUAACUAGAAAUCCAUAAAGAUUAGUUAUAUGGAUUUUAAGCAGUUUGGCCAUACUUAAUAAAUACAAUCUGAUAAACAUUUAUUAAGUUUCUACUGUUCCAAACACCAUACAAGGAGCUUGGGAUAUGAAGAUAGGGUCAGCAUCAGAAAAGCAACAACAACAACAACAACAACAACAAACAACUGUGCUUGGUUACUAAGAAAACCAGACUAAAAAGGAAAUGUUUGAUGUGGCAGGCAUAUUCAGCCGACAGGUCCACUACUCAUUAUCCCUUCCCUUUCAGAGCUCAUAGAUUAAAAAAAAAAAAAAAAAAAAAAAAAAUCAAAUGUGUGGUCAGUCAUUGCAGUGUGGCCAGUCAUUGCAAUCAUUAUAUCAUAAGUGCAAUAAUGAAGAAUAUAAUGGGAAAACAUAAGAAUGUGGAUAUUUCCCCUGAGGGUUUAAAUUAAUCAGAGAAAACUACAACCAGGAAGUGACAUUUCAAUUACUGAUUAAUAGUUUACCAGGUAGAGAAGAGCAAAGGUGUUCUCUGAGGAGGAAGACCAGAACUAGAGGGGCAGGGACUUGGAAGUGAGUGGCACAGUCCCAGAGCAAACGGGGAGUGAUGGCGGCCCGAAAGGGAUUGAGCCUGGUACGCCGUGUUGAUGAGUUCAAGCCUCAUUCAGUAGACCGUGUGUAGGUAGGAAAUUACAGGCCUCAUCCAAGGGAAUAUCAUGUUGAGAUUCAUAUUUUAGGAAGAGAGAUCUACUUCUGGUGGAGAACAGAAAUUCUCAAAGUGUGGGGACACCAGGUUCUCGUUUUAGGGGGUCCAGGAAGUCAAAGGUAUUUUCAUAAUAACACUAAGAGGUUAUUUGUGUUUUCACUCUCAUUGUUUCAACUAAUAAUGUAGAAUAAUUAUAACAAUAUAAAGUUAUGUGAAAUUGUUCUCUCUUGUUUUCUCUCAAAGUAUCUUUUUGUACUGAACUCACCUUUCUUUGUGAGUUAUAAAGUGCCUGUAUGAUGAGAUGAAGUGAGGUGGAUGGCGUAAGCCUUGUGACGUGGUGUUAGGAUCAUCUGCAUCUGGGCUGUGGUUAACCACUAGUUACUGAGACCCAAGAAAGCAAAACUGUGGAUGAGGGGGGGAGCUACUGUAAAUUGAAAUUAACUUUUAAAUUUCCUGUGACCACAAAACUCAGAAGUAUUCACAUUUUUCUUCUGGGUUGGGUUAUCAUUGAAGUUAUUAUCAGGAUACAGUGUUCCAAUGCAAUAUAAAUAAAUUACAAAUUGGAUAAUUGUUUAAAGUUUUUUAUUGGAAGCACUUCUUUUUUUUAUGUUUAUUUUUGAGAGAGAGAGAGAGAGAGCGAGCAAGCGAGCACGAGCGAGGGAGGGGCAGAGAGAGAGGGAGACAGAGAGUCCCAAGCAAGCUCCAGGCUCCGAGAGCUGUCAGCACAGAGCCCUAUGUGGAGCUUGAACUCAGGAACUGUCCUGAGCUGAAGUCAGACGCUUAACCGACUGAGCGCCCCAGGUGCCCCUGGAGGUAUUUCUUAAUAAGAUAAAUGGAGCUAUUUUCCCCUCCGAUUAGGUCAUAUAUCACUGUAUGAAUAUUAAUUUCUAUCAUGGGACCAGAUUCAGCUUAAAUUCUGUUUAUUUUGCCUUUUUGUAGAUGUGAACAGAGAAAAGUUGUGUAAAUAAGUAUAUAGGAAUGGAAAGAGUUUUGUUAUAACAAUAUUCAUUUCUGUGACUCUUUCUGAGAUAAGGAGCAAAAAAGUAUACAAUGAAGUACCAUUAAAAUUAACUCUUACCUGGCAACUUCAUUAAAUCCAUUCUUUUUUUGAAUUUUAUUGAAAGUAAAGAAUUAAACCACUUGAUUUUCAAAAGUGAAAUCAUUAAAGUCAUUCCUUUUCUCAAUUUCUGGGAAGUAUACUAAAAGUUUUUUAAAAAUCUGACUUUAUUGUUCAACUCUAGAAGUAAGUGUGUUAAAACUGUGAAAUAUUAGGGGCUCCUGGGUGGCUCAGUCUGUUGAGCGUCCGACUUCGGCUCAGGUCAUGAUCUCAUAGCUCGUGAGUUCGAGCCCCACGUCAGGCUGUGUGCUGACAGUUCAGAGCCUGGAUCCUGCUUCGCAUUCUGGCUCUGUCUUCUCUCAAAAAUAAAAUAAAACAUUAAAAAGAAAAAACUGUGAAAUAUUAUUUAAAAAAAUAAAUUGCAGGACACGUGUGGAGCCAUGUUUAUAAUAAAGCAUAUUCACCAGAGCACCUUCCUUUCAAGAUUCCUUCUUUUCUAUUUUUAAAUAUUCAGUUUCAUACUUAAUUUUGUAUUUUUUGUUAUAAAGAAAGGUCCCAAAUUAUGUAAGCUUUGGGCCCUCUAUUUCUCCCUGCAUGUCUGGAAAAAUAAAUCACAAGGGCAGCCAAGAUAAGCUUAAGAUGAUACAUAUCUUGUGUAAUUAAUCUUAUACUGUUAUGAAAAUAAGAUAAGUCCUUUCUUAUUACUUAGUUUGCAAUAAAUAAUACAGAAUAAAACGUAGCUAAGAUUAGAAUAUAUGAAGUAAUGUAUACGGUAAAAUAUUAUUCCUUUAGUAAUUGUGUUGGGGAGACAUAUGUAUCAAACUGAUGUUUGACUUUGGAGAAACAUUAAAUAAGUUAGUGUAAAAAUCAGAAAUAACAUCAUUUUUAUCAUGAUCAAAAUUUUCCUGUGUAUUUAAUGGAAUGGAAAGCUAUAUACUGCCAAAAACUAAUUAGGCCGUUGGAAUAGUUUUAUUUUUAUAUUAGCAAGUGUUAAAUGUUUUAUAUAAUGAAAUGAGGGUAAAUUUUGUAUAAAUAUUUCAGAUGUAUGAGUUGAUAAAAUAGGUUUUAACUAAUUUAUUGAGUAAUGAACACUAAAUCUGAAGUAUUAAAGAGAACUCAUACAGUUUUUAUACAUGAGAUAUAGCCAUCAUAUCUUUUAAACAGUUAUAAUUUCAUGUAAUCUUGCUAUCUACAUUGCUUUUGUUAUUCAAAAGUGCUCUUUGUUUUAAGCUAACAACAAGUUUUAGCUUGUCCUAAGUGUUGGUGUUAAGAACUGAAGGAGGGGCACCUGUAUGGCUCAGUCGGUUAAGCAUCUGACUUCUGCUCGGGUCAUGAUCUCACAGUUUGUGAGUUUGAGCCCUGCAUCAGGCUCUGUGCUGACAGCUCAGGGCCUGGAGCCUACUUUAGGUUCUGUUUCUCUCUCUGUGCCCCUACCUUGCUCACGUUCUGUCUCUCUGUCUGUCUUUCUCAAAAAUAAAUAAACAUUAAAAAUGAAAAAAAAAUAAAGGAAAAAUGCUCCUGCUAGAAUAUUUUUCUGUUGAAGCAGGCUUUUGGAUUCAUGGAGGAUCCACACUGAGCUGGAGCAUGCUUAAGAUUCUCUCUUUCUCCUGGGGUGUGCCUGGAUGGCUCAGUCGGUUAAGCGUCUGACUCUUAAUAUUGGCUCGGGUUGUGAUCUCAUGGUCAUGAGAUUGAACUGUGCAUUGUGCUCUGUGUUGACAGCUUAGAGCCUACUUGGGAUUCUCUUUCUCCCUCUCUCUUUGCCCCUCCCCUGCUUGGUCAGUCUCUCUCUCUCUCUCUCUCUCUCUCUCUCUCUCUCUCAGAAUAAGUAAACAUUAAAAAAAAAUUCUUUCACUCUCCCCCUGCCCCUCUCCCCCAUUCAUAUGAGUGCAUUCUCUUUCUCGCUCUCAAAUCAAAAGAAAAAAAAAAUCUUAAGAUUUCCACCUGGGAAGUAAGCUAGAUUGUUGAUGGCAUUCAAUGCAUAAGGAAAGUAAAAUAACCAGCAGGUUUUGGAAAAGUGGGAAUGGAGUUCUCUUUGCCUAAAGAACCUUAUUUAAUAUGGAAAUGUUCAGUAAGUCGAAACACAAAAGAAAGUUCAAAAAUAUGGUUAUAAAUUUAGGAGACAUUAGUAUAUAGGUGGAUGAAUAUUAUCUAAUGGAAAGUUUUGACAAAAAGGUUUGAUGAUAGAACCUUGGGAAACCCUAACUUAGAAAAUGGAGAAGGAAAGUGUUGGGGAAAUAUAAUUAGAAAUGAAAUCUCCUCCCAAUUCAGUAAACCUCUGCACAAAGAUAGAAAAGAAAGUUUUAUUACUGAAUAAGCUUUAACCCUGAGCGUCAUGUGCAUCACACAAGUGAUCUGCUAAGAGACUGUAAAGACAAGAAAGAAAUCUCACCUCCUUCUGUGGCCAAGCAGAUUCAACCCAUUACGUACAUGUUGUCAAGAUAAACAAUAGCUAGUCCUCAAGUAAGAGAAGUUGACAUCACACAUAGUUUAUCUUAAGUGACUGUCUGUGUUAACUAAUUGUCAUCACCCACAGGACAGAUAGACUUCUCAUAUUUUUAUGGGAGGAGAUAGUUUUGCAACUUGGAAGGAGGCACCUGCCGGAAGUUAAACUCUUACUGUCCCACAAAAACUGGGAGGUUGGGUGCUAUUUCUUUGAUGAUUACAUUCCGGAGAGGUGGUUCCCAGGUUCUUGAGAAACAUUUUUGGAUCAUACAGCUGGCAAGAGGCUUUUAAGCAAAAGCUUUAAAAAAAAAAUUACCUAUAUUUCAAAAGACACAAAGAAUUUACAAUGAUAAAUUUUCUAAAGUAAAUGCUCUAAGAGGAGAAAGAGUCUUUUCCCUCAUUUUCCACAGGGAGAAUUGAUUUUUUUUUUCCUUUGUGAUUUGUAUUUAUCCUUACGUAAGUGAUGGGAGAGAGGAAAACAGCCUUGGAGAUGAGGGAGGAAAUUGUAGACAGUGCUUUCAUGAAAACCAAAGGAAGAGACUGUUUUGCAAACGUUGGGGAAAUAGAAUGUCUUCAAGAAUGUUUUAUUCCAUUUGUGGGAUAAAACUAACAUACAUUUAAAGAUAAGAAUUUUUUAAAAACUUAAUAUAUAUAAAAAAGCAUGGUUAAUUCUCUAGUAUCAACAAUAAAUACUAUAGAAACUGAGUAGCAUGAGCUCAUUAAGACCUUGAGUAGUCAGAGAAGGAUCUGUGGAAGUGAGGAAGCUUAAAUCAGAUUUUGAAGGAGGUAUUAAAUUUGCAUAAUUCAUAUAGUUAAUCUCACCAGUCUAAAACAGAUCUUUGUCACUAUCUUCUAUAAUGAGGAUAACUUAACAAUGGAACCAUGAUAUUCACAUUCCAUUAGCCCAAAUCCUCCCUUGGAUAGUGUUGAGACUUGAGUAGACAAUGACACUGUUUUCCCCAGUGACUUUGCUUCCUUCUCCCACCACUUUUUUUUUAAGUUUAUUUAUUUUGAGAGAGAGAGAGAGCGUGAGCAGGGGAGAGGGGGAGAGAAGGAGACAGAGGAUCCAAAGCGGGCUCUGUGCCAAGAGCAGAGAGCCUGAUGCAGGGCUCAAUCUCAGGAACCGUGAGAUCAUGAUCUGAUCUUAUCAUGACCAGAGCAGAAGCUGGAUGUUCAACCGACUGUGCCACCCAGGCACUCCUCCCUACCCCCUUCUGAUUAACAGGUGCUUAUAUUAAUAGCUUUUAGUCUUGUUCCAGUUUAGAAGCUUUUUUUUUUCCAGUUGGAAACUUACCUCGAUCCAUUUCAAGUUUUAGCUUGCAAAGAGCAGCUUAUUUUAUUUUUUUUAAAUUUCAGUAUCUGGAAGGUACUUUGCAGGUACUUUAGAGUUCCAGGAAGGUACUUAGUUAUCUUUGUUUGGCAGUUUCCCAAGACCAUCCGCAGGCUUGAUGAUUCACUAGGAGGACUCCUAGGACUCAGAAUACAGUCAUAUUCAUGGCUGUGAUGCAUUUCAGAGAACAGAUAUAAAGUAAAAUCAGUGAAGGGAAAAGCCAUCUGAGGCAACACCUGGAGGAAAACACAAACUUUCAAGGGUCCUGUCCCAGAAAAGUCACACGGGACACAUGUAAUUCCCCCAACAAAAUCUCUGCCUGGCAUGUACCACAAUUCCAGACUGCCAGAAGGAAGACAGGUGUUCAUUGUAAACCAUAUUGUUUGCAGAAACAUUUCAGGCACAGUGAGCCUCCCUUGCCAUUUAGGAGCUGUGGCAGCCCUUCAGAAAUCUAGUUCCCAGGCGCCAGUCACUUGUCAACCUUGCAAGCGAGCGUUUUUGAGGAUGGCAGCUUUAGGCCUACUUAUGUUAACUUUUCUUUUUACCCUUUUUAAUCCAAUGAUUUUCAGGUUAAAUUUAGAGUUGGCAUAUCACAUAAUUUUUUUUUCUUUAAUGAAGUCUAGUUCAUUACAUUCGUCGUACAGCGUAGUGAUUCGACAAGUCUGUGUUACAUUGUGCUCACAGGUAUAGCUAUCAUCUGUCACCAUACAGUGCUAUUAUAAUUCAAGAAACCGUCUUACAAAUGCUU
Molecule: messenger RNA, 9509 nt
Organism: Acinonyx jubatus (cheetah)
Lineage: Eukaryota; Metazoa; Chordata; Mammalia; Carnivora; Felidae
Gene: JAK2
Product: Janus kinase 2
Exons: 23
Coding region: 147-3215 (1022 amino acids)
Biological process (GO): cell differentiation; cytokine-mediated signaling pathway; peptidyl-tyrosine phosphorylation
Cellular component (GO): cytoskeleton; membrane; cytosol
Molecular function (GO): cytokine receptor binding; histone binding; ATP binding
Source: RefSeq, a predicted model, not a curated record